Branchiostoma belcheri (Belcher's lancelet) is the source of this 2820-nucleotide messenger RNA. RefSeq names its product coronin-7-like. Gene Ontology annotation, molecular function: protein binding. The coding region runs from base 49 to 2820 and encodes 923 amino acids. The transcript has 26 exons. Lineage: Eukaryota; Metazoa; Chordata; Leptocardii; Amphioxiformes; Branchiostomatidae. The record is from RefSeq and is a predicted model, not a curated record.
GAGUUUCAGCCGGUUCAGUUGAACACACAUUGGUCUGCCGGUAUCAUCAUGGCGUUCCGCUUCAAGGCUUCCAAGUACAAGAACGCAGCUGCCAAAGUGCCAAAGAAGGAUGGUUGGAUCACAGACAUCAGUGUUCCUCGGGGACUGUCAUCUCAAGGCAACCACAUCAAGGCCAACUGUCACCACAUCGCUUACAACCAUGACAGUCCAGGUGGGAACACCCUGGGUAUAUUACCUCUGAACAGUGUUGGCAGACAGGACAGAUCUACCCCAAUGCUACAUGCACAUGCCGAUUUUGUGACAGACUUCGACUUCUCACCAUUUGAUGCGUUCACGGAGAGUUCACUUCUGGUGACGGGUUCUCAAGACUGUUCGGUGAAGCUAUGGACAAUCCCAUCAGGCCCGGUACUAGAGCCUCCCUCAGCCACAGCCACACUGACUACCCUGGACAGGAGAGUAGAGAAUGUGCUGUGGCACCCGACAGCUGAGAACAUCCUGGGUUUCUCCUCAGACAGAUCUGUCAGGAUAUGGGACGUGGGAGUGCAGCAGGAGGCUUAUGUGCUAGAGGAUCACAGUGACUUAGUACAGAGCUUUUCAUGGAAGGAAGAUGGCAGCCUGUUAGCAACAUCUUGCAAGGACAAGAAGAUCAGGGUUCUGGAUCCCAGAGCUGGUUCAACAGUACAGGCAGGAGAGGGCCACCAGAAUGUGCGAGACUCCCGGGUCCUGUGGUUAGGAGAGAAGGACAUGCUGCUGUCUGUAGGCUUCAGUAAGAUGCGUGAGCGUCAGUACAUUGUGUGGGACCCUCGCAACAUGGGCCAGACUCUGGCCACCGAAGCCCUGGAUUCCAACACUGGUCCCAUCAUGCCACUGUAUGAUGCAGACACAGGCAUGCUGUUCCUGGCUGGAAAGGGAGAUUCUGCUGUUAGAUACUUUGAAGUCACCUCCAAGCAUCCGUACCUCACAGAAUGCCAGCCCCAUAUGAGUUCGGAACAGGUGAAGGGUGUUGCCAUGGUACCCAAGCGAGCGAUGGAUGUGAUGACAGGAGAGGUGAAUCGUGUGUUACUGCUGGUGCAUCAGGCCAUCAUCCCGCUGCCUUACAUCGUGCCCAGGAAGUCAUAUCGUGAUUUCCAUGAAGACCUGUACCCUGAUACAGCAUCAGGACAGCCUGCCAUGACAGCACAGGAGUGGAUGGAUGGUGGCAAUAACCUGGUGACAAAAAUCUCACUGGAUCCAAAGAAAAGGCCCACAGCACCUGUAAAGCAGAGUGGUGGAGGUCCUCCUCCCCAAGCAGCAAGUGCCCCCCCUCCCAGUAAACCUAUGGUACAACCCAAGCCAUCUACCCAGGAGGUGGAACCUGUGACUAGCACACCUGUGGAAUCUGUGAAGGAAGAUAGCAAGCCACAGCCAGCAGCUGUCCAGGUGCCUAAACCAUCUGUACAGGUGCCUAAACCAGCUGCCACACCUGCUCCUGCACCUAAAGCGUCCAACAGUGAGGCAACUGCCAAUGUUCCCAGCGAGGACACGGCUACAAAAGAGUCACCAACCGAGGACUCAGCUAGUCAGAAAGGGGCCAACAGGAAGAGCAUGUUCCUCGCAGGCCUCCCCACGUCCAAGUUCCGCCAUCUGAAGUGCACCACGCUACACAAGUCCACCCACAUCGUCAACAUCAGGAGCCUGAACGUGUCCCUGUACGGGGAGUGCGACGGUUUCCAUGCCAACCCAGACAGGGUAGCCGUGCCGCUGUCCGUCACUGGUGGACAGAUCGCUAUAUUUGAGGUGUCCCAGCCAGGCAGGUUACCAGACACAGGAGUACCUACAGUACAGAAUGGCACCACUGUCAUGGACUUCUGCUGGGACCCCUUCAACACACACAGACUGGCUGUCGCUGCUGAUGCCACAAUCAACAUUUGGAACAUCCCAGAAGGUGGUUUGACUGAGACACUGACAGAGCCUGAGCUUAGCCUUCGAGGUCAUGAGGAGAAAAUCUACUGUAUGAAGUUCCACCCCACAGCGAGUGACAUCAUGGCGUCUGCCUCAUUCGACAUGUCAGUCAGAGUGUGGGACUUGUCGGCAGAACAACAGGUCUUCAAACUCAGAGGACACACAGACCAGAUCUUCAGCCUAGCCUGGAGUCCUGAUGGACAGUACCUGGCCACAGUCUGUAAGGAUGGAAGCAUCAGGAUAUAUAACCCACGGGACAGCACCAGGCCACUCAGGGAGGGAGAUGGCCCAGUGGGUGCCAGAGGAGCCAGGGUGGUGUGGGCAUGUGACGGGAAGUGCCUGGCAGUUACCGGGUUCAGCAAGUCAAGCACGCGGACUGUUUUUGUAUUCAAUGCAGAGGACCUAUCUGCACCCCUAACCACUGUAGGCAUUGACGAAUCUACCACAAUCCUUGUGCCUUACUAUGAUGAGGACAGCAGGGUGCUGUUCCUUACUGGAAAGGGAGACAGUCAAAUUUUCUCGUAUGAAGUCAGCACAGAGAAGCCCUACCUCAUAGAGCUGGCAACUACAGCAUUCAGCUCACCACAUCAGGGAGUAUCUUACUUACCUAAGAAGGUGUGUAAUGUCAAGGAUGUGGAGUUUGCUCAGGGCUUCAAGCUGAACAAAACCACUCUGGAGCCGUUAUCAUUUACCGUGCCGAGAAUCAAGAUGGAGUUCUUCCAAGAUGACCUGUUCCCUGACACUAGAGCAUGCUGGGAGCCUGCCAUGACAGCCCAGGAGUGGUUGGAGGGAGGAAACAAAGUACAGAGGACCAUCAGUCUACAGCCUGCAGACAUGAAACCAUAUUAUGAGUACAAUUUUGACAAAACAAGAGUAUAG